AUGCGAGUUCCUCGGGAUAUGGCUAUUGCCUUUACCUUGGUGUUGAUUAUCAAUGCCGUGCACGCAGCUCUCAAUCUUGAUGGAAGGCAAGCCACGGAGCCAGUUGGUCAUGACGAUCCUUCACCCAUUGGUGAUAUCGACGCCCCUAAGAAGGGCCAUGAUCUCUUUGGUUCCAGCCUGGACACUGCUACCGCUUGUUUCUCCCAAGGUAAACCCACCAAGGGAAUCCUAAGCGUGGCUUCAACUAUGGAUAUCAAGGGAGCCGGAGAUGGGCGUCAGGCUGCUGAUCUCUCGCGUGUCAUGGGAAAUUACUUCCAAGAGAAGGACAACUGCGAUGAGAGUUUCAUUUUAGGAUAUCACCACAAGACUGCUGCCGGUAUCUACAUUGGAUCCGGCUUAGGCAAACAAACAGCCGAGUCCUCUCUGAAUGCUAUGGCCGAUCGCUUACAAUCGAACUCAUAG
Metarhizium acridum CQMa 102 is the source of this 462-nucleotide messenger RNA. NCBI's taxonomy places the organism in Eukaryota, Fungi, Ascomycota, Sordariomycetes, Hypocreales, Clavicipitaceae. The record is from RefSeq and is a predicted model, not a curated record.